GAAAACAAUUGCUAGUUCUUCAUUUUUGGAUCCAGUUUAACCUUCAAACUACCCCCAGGAGAAAUGGCAGGAGAUGGGACAGUCCAAAGAUGGGACCACACUCAAAUCACCCUUCAGAAUUUCUCUUACAUGUGGACCAUCAGCAACUUCCAUUCUAUUGUGGAGGAAAGGCUAGGAAGCCUUAGAAGCCCAACUUUUUCAAUAGAAGCCAAUGACAAAUGGUGUUUGACAGUACACCCUAACGGACUCGAUGAAGUAAGUGCAGAUUACCUGUCAGUUAAUCUAGUUUUGCUCAGCUGUCUAAAGAGUCAUGUUUGGGCAAAGUUCCAGUUCUGGAUCAUAAGCGACAAAGGAGAGAAAAAGCAAACCAGGACGAGCCUAAAAGCUUUUAGGUUUGUGCCAGGCCUUGGUUACGGAUUCAAAAAGUACAUCCUAUGAGAUUUCCUCCUGUCCCAUGCACCUCGUCUUCUCCCACAAGAUCAGCUGAACCUCCUGUGCAUGGUGAGUGUGGUCAAAGACUCCUUCAGCAUCUCUGACCAGAACAGGAAGACAGGGAUUCAAGUUCCAAGAUGCACAUUGGCAGAUGAGCUAGGAGAGCUGUGGGAGAAUUCCCGAUUCACAGACUGCUGCCUGGUGGUAGCUGGCCAGGAAUUUCAGGCUCCCAAGGCCAUCUUAGCAGCUCGCUCUCCAGUUUUCAGAGCCAUGUUUCAACAUGACAUGGAGGAGAGCAGAAAGAAUCGUGUUGAGAUCCCUGACCUGGAGCCACAAGUCUUCAAGGCAAUGAUGAACUUCAUUUACACAGGAACAGCACCAGACCUGGACAGCAUGGCAGAUGCUCUGCUGGCAGCUGCUGACAAGUAUGGCCUGAAGCGUUUGAAGGUCAUGUGUGAGGAUGCCCUCUGCAGGGACCUCUCUGAGGAGAAUGCUGCCCACACUCUCUUCCUGGCUGACCUCCACAGCUCAGGGCAGCUGAAAACUCAGGCACUGGAUUUCAUUACAGCUCAUGCUUCUGAGGUCUCUGAGACCUCAGGCUGGAAGGCAAUGGUGGGCUCAUAUCCCCAUUUAGUGGCUGAAGCACAAUGUUACCUGGCUUUUGCUCAUCUCCCUUACCUGAAGCCCCCUUUCAAAUGCUUGAAGCAAUCCUAGGACUUGGUCAGCUGUGACCUACAAUUGUCUCCCUGAAGCAGCAGAUGGUGUUGUUACCAAUGACACCUGGCUAGACUAUGGGAUGUAUGAAGCAUUUCCAGUGAAACUAGGAAAAGUCAGCAUGGUGGCUCAGGCUUUAAUACAGCUGAAAAUGAGGUGAUUGUCAGGUUCAGGGAGGGGAAGUGCUGAGCUAUGUUGUAUACACUACCCUGUUACUGUACUGGUUUGAUUUUUCUCUCCAAUGCGUUGGGAACUGGAAUACAUUUUAGUUGCGGUCCCAAGCACAUUACAACAGGGUUUCUUUGGAGCAACUUGUCUGUAUUGGACUGAGCAGAAAAUAUUGUGAAGGACUCAGAAAGAAGAAAAUAAACGUGACUAUUUGGUUACAAGAGAAGGGGAAGAGAAUUAAGGCAUUUUUCUCCAAACUCAGUUUGUGGGACUGGAGAGAUAUCUCAGUUGGCUAAAGCAAUUGUUGUUCUUGCACAGGA
Molecule: messenger RNA, 1634 nt
Organism: Peromyscus leucopus (white-footed mouse)
Lineage: Eukaryota; Metazoa; Chordata; Mammalia; Rodentia; Cricetidae
Product: speckle-type POZ protein-like
Exons: 1
Biological process (GO): regulation of proteolysis; proteasome-mediated ubiquitin-dependent protein catabolic process
Cellular component (GO): cytoplasm; nucleus
Molecular function (GO): ubiquitin protein ligase binding
Source: RefSeq, a predicted model, not a curated record